GAUUAUUUGGUUUGCAUAAAAACAAUACUGCUUAGAUUUCAUUGGAUAAUAUCCAUUAUUUGGUGAGUGGUGAAUAUAUAAUUUUCUUCUGGGACGUUUUGCCAUCACUAAACCGCCAAACUGGCUAUGGCCGCUGCGAUCGCCAGCUCCCUCAUUCGGCAAAAGAGGGAGCGGGAGCGGGAGAAGGCGAAUGCCUGCCGCUGCGCAAGCAGUCCGAAUAUUUGCAAAGCAGGGGACAGGGGACCCUGUGAGAAACCGAGCAAGCUGAACGUGUUCUCACGCGUCAAACUCUUUGGCUCUAAGAAACGGAAGAGAAUAAGUCGACCAGAGCCCCAGCUCAAGGGGAUAGUGACGAGGCUGUACAGCCGCACAGGCUUCUGCCUUCAGAUGCAAGCUGAUGGAACCAUCGAUGGAACCAAGGACGAGGACAACAGCUAUGCUGUGUUCAACCUCAUUCCUGUUGGGCUGCGAGUGGUGGCCAUCCAGGGGGUUCAGACCAAGCUUUACCUAGCCAUGAACAACGACGGCUUCCUCUACACUUCGGAACACUUCACCCCGGAGUGUAAGUUCAAGGAGUCAGUGUUUGAGAACUACUACGUGACCUACUCCUCCAUGCUCUACAGACAGCAGCAGUCUGGCAGGGCCUGGUACCUUGGCCUCAAUAAAGAGGGAGUCAUCAUGAAGGGCAACCACGUGAAGAAGAAUAAACCAUCAGGCCACUUCAUCCCCAAGCCACUGAAAGUUGCCAUGUACAGGGAACCCUCUCUCCAUGAUCUGACCGAGUUCUCCCGCUCCGGCAGCGCUACUCCCACUAAGAGCCGUAGUGCAUCAGCCCUGCUGAACGGAGGAGGGAAGACACUGAGCCACAACGAGCAGUCCACAUAGCUGUGGUGGUCAGCGUCAGGCAGAGGGCGGUUCUCACUGUAAGCAGACUCAACUGAUCCUCAUCAAACUGAACAGGUGGAGAGGAAGCAAAUUAGCUUAGCUUAGUGUGUACUGAAACCACUGUGACAGACUAUGACAUCAUCAAUUAAAUAAAUCCAUGAGCGAGCUUCUGCGGGUCAACUUUGCUAUGAACUUCGAUACGAAAAGCCAUUUUGCUGGUCUGGAAUUUAUAUUCUUCCUUGUAUUCUUGAGCAUAUGUAGUGUAUUACCAAUGUAUAUCUCUCUGAAGGUCUUGAGAGGGAGAGUUACUGGUCAGUAUUUAUGUGGUCCAUCAACUGUUGCUUUCAUGCCUCCUAAAAAAAGCUUUUUUGUGUGUUUGAGUCCAAGGUGUACAUAUCUGCAAGCCUUCUGCCUCGUCUACCAUAUAAAUUGCUUGCCAGCUAUACUGAUUGCGAUCAUUUGUUCCUGUGUACCAAAGAGUCAAGCGUGUUUCUCUAGUUUUACUCAAGGCAAAGAAAGAAAGGAAGAAAGAAAGAAAUCGAAUCACAAGCAUAGGCCAUGUCCUAAAUCUGUCUUAUCUACUACUAAAACGACACACUGUGUAGUGUGUACUAAUCGUACUACAAACUGUGUAGUGUGUACUAAUCGUACUACAUACUAUUUAGAAUGUACUGUUUAGUAAACAUUUAUGCAGUAAGCAACAAAUAUCAACAUACUAGGCUCACCCAUACUGAGAAUGCAUCAUCUAAUGCACAAUUGCGUUGUUUUCCGACAUUCAUUCGUUUUGGUACAACCCAUCCCCCCCUUUUCUGAUUAUCAGCUGAUAUGUUGUCAAAGACACGUGGGUCUAAAAAGAUAAAUCUCUUCCUCAAUAGCAUGACAUCCUGGCAUUUAAAGCAUUUUCAAAAUGUGUCAUACUUUGAAAGGUUCUAUUUUGGCAUACCCAUCAGUCUACGAGUUACAACACAAGGAGACGAGGGGUAAUCAGACACGGACGAUGUGUGGUCUACAGCAACUUGUUUUAAUAAUACAAUAGAGAAGCAGAGUAGUUGUUUAAAAACUUAUGUCAACCCUUUUACAGUAUUGUGUCAUUAGUAGUCUCCUUUGACAAACUAUAAACAACAUUUCAUAUGGUAUUUAGAUGUAUUCAGUCAUUUGUUUGUGUGUGUGUGAAAGGAUAUUAACAUAAUCCUUGAUUUUUUAUUUGACCAUCAAAUGGGGAUUAUUAGUGAAAUUGAGGGCUCUUACAGAUGAAAUGAUUGUUUGUAUUCUCCUGCAUUGUUUUUCCCCCUGGAGCCGAAUAGAUGCUUAUGUCUAUCAUUUUGAUUGAUUGAUUGACACUAUUAUUGCAUGGAAGACUGUGGACCUCUGGGAAAUAGCAGCAUGAUGUACUGUAGGUCUACUAUGCUUAUUAUCUACCUGUUUUGGACGCUCUGCUCCAGUCUAUACCAGACUGACUACAAGUGAAUGAUCCACAGAGCACAGAUACACUUUUAAUCUGGUACCUUCUUGCAGUAGGUUAUUUGUUGUUCUAAUGAAAAUGCACUGAAUAAAAUGUUUAUAAGGAAAUACGA
Oncorhynchus nerka (sockeye salmon) is the source of this 2459-nucleotide messenger RNA. Its product is annotated as fibroblast growth factor 13-like. Gene Ontology annotation, cellular component: cytoplasm; nucleus. NCBI's taxonomy places the organism in Eukaryota, Metazoa, Chordata, Actinopteri, Salmoniformes, Salmonidae. Gene Ontology annotation, molecular function: sodium channel regulator activity; growth factor activity. The transcript is spliced from 5 exons. Bases 127 to 885 code for a protein of 252 amino acids. The record is from RefSeq and is a predicted model, not a curated record. Gene Ontology annotation, biological process: regulation of voltage-gated sodium channel activity.